Molecule: messenger RNA, 14609 nt
Organism: Mizuhopecten yessoensis (Yesso scallop)
Lineage: Eukaryota; Metazoa; Mollusca; Bivalvia; Pectinida; Pectinidae
Exons: 55
Coding region: 418-10806 (3462 amino acids)
Molecular function (GO): protein binding
Source: RefSeq, a predicted model, not a curated record
UCGUCCUCCUGAUAGAGCUGUUUACUAACGACAAUAAAUAAGUUAUAGCUAUGGAAAAGGAAUGACAUUUCAAGCAGACUAUUUAACUGUACGGCAAUUUUGAAGAUGGCCAGUACUUCAGAAACAAUGAGUUACAAGCGUGUGGGUGGAUUUAUUUAACUUGUGCGACCAAUACGUUCGGAUAAGGAUUAUUGUUCUGGUAUUCAGGUUUUCUUGUUACAUAGCGCUAUGCAGUAAGUGAUAACAAUGUUUAAAACUAGUUGUUUCUUGCUACCUGUGGAAAAUUGUGUGUAUGAAUACUAUUUCUGACCAAGGUAAAUUCGUGCUGUGUUGUGGGGUCUUGAUAUUGAGGUGUAAAGAUCUGUCGGGAGUUUUUCUGUACCUGUGUAUCGGUACGGCCACAGUGUGUUGAUACUCAUGGGGAAGCUGACCGGAACCGUCUGGAGUAUUACGUGGUUAAUUAUCAUCCUGGUUUAUACUAAAAGGAGCCAAGCGACCCUCUUCCCCUAUCCUUACUCUUUCUUUAUCAACCAACCAGGAAACCAUGUAUGUGUGAGCACUCGCACAGUGGAAACUAAAUAUACUGUCAAGUGCAGUUUCUGGAAGUGGGGUCGCUGUACCAAAUAUAAAGAUAAAACGCUCUACAACUACUUCUGCUGUAGCGGAUACCAGAACUGGGUUGACGAUUUAACCGUCUGUAACCACGCCAUUUGUAACAGGCGUAUCAAUCCUGAGGGCGACGGGGCAUGUACCCAGUAUUACAGCAACGACUACAUCCAAUACAGGUCUGGUUCGACACAAAGACAUAGCGGGGGUAGUUGCAAUGCUCCCGAACAAUGUUCCAACUGUAACGACGGAUUCUAUGCAAAUGGGGGCAUGUGUGAAAUUUGUCCAAAGAUAGACCGCUGCCUGCACAGGAAGUGCACUUCUCCCUCGGACAACCAUUGUGCCUACUGUGAUGGGGCGAUAAGGGAGGAGCAGUACUGGCGGGCUUACACCUCCGCCACCGACAACCAGAAAAGCUGUAAACAGGCGUGUUCAUGGAGAUCAGACAGCACGCGCUGCUACCCUGGAAAGUGUUCUGCGGAGACAUCAGCUAGUUGUGUAUGCAUGCAGGGUUUCACUGGCCACCACUGUGACGAGAUAAUUGAUGCUCCAUCCGUCAGUGACCAGCAAGCAGUCCUCAAAGACUUGAAUGGUAGGACAGUGGAAAACCCUACCGAUCUCAGUGGUACCUAUUCUGACCCGAUGCCCACCGUGUGGACCAAUAAUGGGUUAAUCAACAGGGUCAGUGCAUACUUUACCGGUGUGUUCAAGGUUGAUGUCCCUGUGGCCGACUUGCCUCCUACUCCAUCCAGUGAUGGGACCACCCAUUAUGUCACAGACUUUCAGUAUGGUAUCAUUGGUGGCGAGAUCAAGUUUACCUUGUACAGAGGUUCAACAACAGUUUGGCCGUAUUACACCAGAAAGUGCCAGGGAUCCGACAUGAAUCCAACAACAGCAGCCUACACGUGUUCUAAGGAUAUCACGUUCAGUGCAUGGAGCGACUUCAGGCAUAAUGAUAAAUUGUAUUUUGAUAUGUCAGUCAAAAAUGGAGGGUACGUGAGAAUCGUCCAUAGAGAAAAUCGUUAUGCCCAAACCUUGUUCAAGUUGAAAGGGAAGACCCACUCGCGCCGAUUCAUGUACCACUUUGACAUGGAGCUGCCGUAUCAUGCCUGUGCCGCGAGUGGGGGCACUUCCUGUGGUCAGGCAGUCACGGCACCCGACCUUACUGAUAAUCCAUCAAUCAGCUUCAGCUGGGACGGAUGGGCAGACGAUCUGUCGGGCCUCGGCAAAUACGAGUAUGAAGUUUACUUUACAAGGAAUAUUGCGGGACAAUUGACGGAAGAUUCCCUCCUUCCUGGCAUGCCCGUUGUCAUGCCAGCCACCCAGAGCUCGGCGACCUUCACCUUGACAACACCUGGCAUGUACAUGUUGCUACUACACGUGAUAGACAACGCAGGAAACAUCCAGAGUGCCAGGAAGGUUUUUCUGUACGACAAUAUGUCUGAGGUUGAGAAACGAACAGGAAAAUAUGCCCGUGUUACCACUGCCUCGUCCAACACUAGCUACGAUUGGGUUGUCAAGGAUACCAACACCGUGGACGUCCUCUGGACAGACCUCUUCAUCAACGAGAGACACAAAGACAAUCAUUGGCUGAAUGAAAUCAAGCCCUUUACGGAUGUCAGCUGGAACUAUGACGACAGAUUUGGCAACAGGACAACAGCGAGGAUAGACCAUGUCAAUGGUAUUGUUGACUUCUGGGUAUCAUUCGCGGUGUACACAGACAGUGGGACAUUAAAAGACUCGCAGGUACUCACCACCGUCAAACCCAAUAUUCACGACCAAAGUACUUCACUGACAGUUGACUGGGAGGAUGGUGACAAGCUAAAUGUCACCGUACGAGCCAUCGAUGUCAUGCAAAAGUAUGAUGAUGUGGAGCUGACUGUAUAUCGGGAUCAUACACCACCUGUGAUACGCGAUCUGUGGCUCACUCGCGGAGGUCGUACCAACCUGUCUGUCCACAGCUUAGAGGAUUUCACCACAAUGACGAUUGAGUGGGAGACCUAUGACUUCCAUAGUGGUAUAGACACUCUGUACUGGAAGCUCUACGACAAUUACACAGACACUGUUAUACAGCACGGCCAUGAGGAUCUCGUCUCACAACGGGAAGAUGAUCUCGCCUCCUGCCAAGCCACUUAUGGUGGGGAUCCCGGAGAUUGUUACUGUUCACCGUAUCAGGGCUGUUUCCAUCAGCACUUCACAGUGACACCGGAAAUCAAGCUGGGUGCUGGGCUGGUCCUUGCACAUGCCAAUGGGAAACAUGAUUCCGACUAUUACAUAGAGAUCCAGGUCACGAACAUCGCCAAACUUGUAACCACACUCAGGAAGAAGAUAACGAUUGAUGUGUCCCCGCCCCACACGGGAGUUGUCCAUGAUGGAGUACGAGGGUCGCUAGAGGUCGAUUAUCAGCAGUCAUUCAACCUCCAUGCACACUGGGAAGGCUUUUUUGACCGCGAGAGUGGCGUAAAGAUGUAUUUGUACAAGUUCGCAACCUCUUGUCAAGAUGCAGCGACCAUGGUCCUGGACUCAACUGACCCAAAUGUGAUAGAGACAACCGACACUGAUGUUAGCUACACAGCCACAAGUGAUGGAGAGUAUUUUGUAACAGUGGUGGCCUUCAACCAUGCCCUGGAACCGUCUACACCAGUGUGUUCGGAUGGAGUCACGAUCGACAGUGGUGUGACAGCGGUCCGUGAGAUCUCCGUGGAUACGGCCAAGGUCAGAGGAGGACUUGUGACUGACCCUGGAGCUACAGCCGUAUGGAUACUAGAUACUGACCGCUCCCUGAGGCAACUUUCAUCUACCUCAGCAGCUUGUCGUGCCAAAGCCACAGUGGUGUCCGACCUUGAACUGUUUCCGAGGACCCGCUAUGCCAACCAGACCGAGGUUGUAGUGGACGGAGACACAUUCUGUGACAACAGCACUGGAGCACCUUCACCCGUCGCAAUGAUGCUUCGAAAGUCUUCUAGUCUGACAGUUUCCUGGAUGGUCGAGGACACCAUUGGAGGGGUGUUUGAUCACGAGUUUGGACUGGCCAGUGCAGCUGGUGGCAGUGCUGCUCCGAAUAUUUUUGGCUACGUUUCCACAAAACAAAAUACGCACAUCACCCUCCACCAUGAGGAUGUCUCAACAGGUGUCCAGUUCUACAUGGCCAUCAAAACCAUCAGCAAGACGGAGACAGAAAAUAUACAGACACUCGGACCGUUCCUGUUGGACACCACAGCCCCGACCUUUAGCGGAGCAGUGGCCUUGACCUUGGUUAGUGAGUAUCUGGUUGCUUCCUGGACUUCCUCAGCUUUCCAGGAUACAGAGGAGUACUAUGAGCUGUUCUACACCUUUGCCAUAGGACACAGUGAGUAUGCAGUGGAUGUCCAGCAGUACAAACCGUUGUCAGGGGGCGCCACCUGUACCCUAAGCGUGAUCCCUGAUUGUACAGCCGCCCUGGUGGCUGAUCUUGACUGGGAUCUUCAUGGUCACCAUUCUUACUAUGUCACUGUGAGGGCUGAGAACUCUGUGGGUCUCUUCGUCAUGGCAACCUCAAGUGCAUACAUCCAUGAUGUACAGUUGGCUGCCAGGGGUGUGGUCCUAGAUGUCCCAGUGGGGAGUGAUAAGGAUUCUGUGCCCUACACGGAUAUUGAGGACUCAGACUUUCAAACUGACCAGACCAAACUUCAGGCCCGAUGGAUGAAGUUUGACCACCCCUAUCUGAAUAUAACUUACCGUAUCGCUAUAGGUACAACCCCAGGAGGAGCUCAGAUCUAUGGCCCUGCUAGUGUUGCAUCACAACUCGCAUUUGAGAAAACUGGGCUCAGUCUGGUCCACUGGCAGACAUACUACUUCACCGUCGAGGCUGUGACAUCUGUGGGCAGUGUCAAUGUGACGUCCGACGGUAUCACAGUUGUCCAGGAGGGGGCAACACUCACAGGGGUCAAUGUGUUUGAUGGAAAGCUGUGCAACUUUACUGUGGAUAAUGGCACACUGUUCCAUCACCAUGAACAGGAUCAUCGUGUACGCUGUGAUUUGGAGAGGAAUUACCAGACAUCACUCAGCACUAUACAGGCCUACUGGACCAUUCCAUCAGCCAUACGCUACUACACUCCAGACGCUCACUGGGCAGUUGAAGAGGAAGAUGCAGCAGGGGGAGGUAUAUGGACCGUGGUACGUGAAUUUGAGCACCUGUCAACGUCAUUUGAAGCAGAGGCAAAUGACCUCCUCCUUCUACCAGGACGUUCGUAUCGUGUUGCCCUCAAAUUGUGUGCUGGCAUGACAUGCUACGCCCCGAUAUAUACUGACGGUGUCCUGAUCCUCUCGAGUCCACCAGUCACCGGAAACUUGCUGGUCACCCACUUCAACCUUACCACUGGUGGAGGGGUGGAGAAGCUGAUGGUACAGAUGGAUCGUUUCUAUGAUUCUGACAUUGCUGACCCUACUGCCAAAUUUGAGGCCGUAGAGAAAUAUGAAUGGGCUAUCACUGAUAAUUCUGUCAGUGGCAAGAUCUUCACAAAGUGGACAAAUCUAGACACUUUCACCAUAUCUUCAGAAAAGAUGACCUUUGAACUGAGCCUGACCGGUGAGAUGGACUUCUCUCGAUGUAAGCGUCUCUCUGUCCGGGGCUACAACAAGGCCAAUCUGUGGUCAGUGGUGUCCAGUCAGAUCUUGGACUGUGCAGCCUUUGCCCCGAUACUGAUCAACCCAAAUACCAUCAUAGAUGCUGUGGGUGAACAGGAGUAUGAUGAAACGGGCACCGUGAAAAAUGACUACGGCAAAGAAAUCUUCCUUAAAGAGAAUGCUUUGUGGACGUUUCAUGAUGUAGACUACACUCCAUACUCAAACAUGAUCUCCGCUGUGUGGCCGCAUCUGCGACACCGUAACUACACCUACGCAGUGCUGAGGAGCCUAGCAGUAGAUGUGACAUCGUAUUACCGUCCUACCAGUCUUCUUUCUCUGCCUGACCCAUGCUCACACCCCGAUAGUCUCAAGUGUGGCCACACAGAUAAAGAGUAUGUUAAUAUCGAGUUUGGUCCAGGGGAGUUGCAGCAUGGAUCACGUUACAUUGUGUGUCUACAUGCGGACAUUACUGUCAUACAGCAAGAGACCUGGGUCCAGACACUGGAGGCUGUCAGCGUGUGCAGUGAUGGUGUGGUGGUGGACCUGUCCCCGCCCACCCCUGGUAACGUGUGGAUAGGACACACCCCUGGCAGUAUGUUCCAGACGACACUAACAGAUAUCUAUGUGAACUGGGAGACAUUUGUAGAUGUGGAGGAGUACAGUACCGCUUCACAUUCCACAGGCAUUCAGGCUUACACCGUUAGCAUAGGGACGACUGCCGGAGGUAAUGAUAUGGUAGACUUCACUGAUGUAGGGGCAAGUAACCACAUUGCUUUCCACGGUCUGCAGCUCCAGAACGGCCACACCUACUACGCGACAGUAACAGCUAUGGACUUCGCCAGGAGAAACACCACUCAGACAAGCCCUGGUGUCGUCGUAGAUGUGACUCCGCCCCGUAAAAGUGACAAGCCAAUCGUGAUUGAUCGACACUUCAAUUCGCGGACAGGAAUAGGAGCCUGCUGGAUAGAAGUAUUUGACGACCUUGAGAGUGGGAUACAGCGGUACACAUGGGCUGUAGGGUCAGAGCCAGGUUACGACGAUAUCCUAUCAUACACAGACGUGGGAGAUAUUGUAUGUGCUGUUCAAGAUGAAAAUGUGAUCCUUGACCUUCAUGAAGGGCAUGCAUACUACAUAACAGUUAAGGCAUACAACGGAGCUGGGCUUAACUCUCAAGCUUCGUCCUGGGCCAUAACUGUGGACCUCUCCCCGCCUGUUGCAGGCCAUGUGUACGAUGGCAAACGUGACAACCAACCAUCCAAUAUGCUGGACAGGGACUUCCAGACAGACAGGAGUUAUAUUGCUGCAUUUUGGGAAGGUUUCCAUGAUCCACACUCCAACAUUCGCGAGUAUUCCGUCAGUAUUGGUACAUGUCGUGGCUGUCAGGAAGUGUUGGAGACACAGGCUGUUGGUAUCACAAAUGAGUUUGUACUGUCCAUGAAACACCUUGGUGUGGGUUUGACAUACUACACCACGGUGACGGCCUGUAAUACAGCCAACCUGUGUUCCUCUGUCACUUCUGAUGGAGUGAUCUUAGAUAACAGUCCACCAACUGCCGGAGUGGUUCAGGACGGGACCUUUCCCUGGGACAUCCACUACCAGGCAGUACCGACUUAUAUUGGGGCAAAGUGGUACGGGUUUUCUGAUCCGCAGUCCGAGCUUGACCAUUAUGAAUGGUGGGCAGGAACUGACACUGGCUCUGAUAAUGUGAUGGCCAAGCAAAUUCUCCACCUGUCUGAGGUGGCAACCAAUCCCACUGUUCCAAGUCUACCUAUCGACCAGACCAUCUACAUCACAGUCAGGGCCUAUAACAAAGCAGGGUUGUAUGUGGAUUCAGUUUCAAACGGAUUUAAAGUUGAUAUCAGUCACCCAGUUAUUACCAAACCCGUGCUGUCUUCAGACUUCGGUGUGUUUGUGUCCGGCAAACUAUUUCUAAGGGAUUCAUUCAAGGUUACAUGGACUGCAGUUGAUCAAGAAUCUCAUAUUGAGAGGCAGCAUCUGUCUAUAAAGGCCCACAGAAAUGGGGAAUUUCAGCUCUCCCCUACAAAGGUAAAUGGAAUAUUACGAGACUUUACCUUCACUGGCCUUGACCUUCAUGAUGGGGUCAACUACUACGUGAACCUCAUUGCCUGUAACGGGGCGGGGAAAUGUACCCAGACGGAGUCGGACGCCAUCUUUGUUGACAGUUCUCCCCCUUCCAGAGGAAUGUUUUCCAUCAAAACAAACCAUGCAUCUCUAAUAAACCGUGACGUACCCAACUCAAUGACGUGGACUAGUCGUGCCCUCUUUUUGUCUUGGAUUGGAUUUGCUGAUCUCCAUUCGGAAGUAUCUAAUUACUUCAUCAACGUGGGCAGUACUUACAUGGCUGCUGAUCUCAAUAAGAUAAUUGGAACACCUGGGUCUGUGUCACACAGCAAUACAAGUGACGUUUACGAUGAAGGCCACAUACAGAGCGCUAAGAUAGACACACAGGACCUCAGCAAGGCCUCUAACACUCUCUUCAUACAUAUGUGGGCCGUCAAUAAGGUUGGCCUGUCGAGCCCGAUCAUUCACUCGAUGUUUAAGAUGAUUGCGGGUGGGUCUCUGGAGCUGAUGCGUCGUUGUGACUCGUACUCCUGUCUGGGUCACUGUGUGUGUGCCCCCCAGGACACCGUGUGUCCUUACAGCCACCUGGACCCCUGUACCAACUAUACCUCACAGGAUAACCCCAACUCUCCCCUGGAUGUCACCGACUUUGGGAUCACUGCUUACACUGCCACAAAUAUGGGGCUCGGUGCUGUUUGGAGAGUUUCUAACUUUGAUGGGUUACAGCCACUCUGGUAUGAAUGGAGCGUUGGUUAUGAAUUUUUGGCCUCACCUGAGGGGAUUUUUCACCAAGCUGACGAGAGAAUUUGGCAUGACGCUGGACAAAAUAUGCAGCAUUUGUUUCUGGUGACCAGAGCAAAAUCAAGUCUGUCGGAGGGGAUAGCCUACGCGUUCUUCGUCAGGGUGUGGUAUGCAUCCAAUGUCUACGCUAUAUACAAGUCCAAUGGUGUUACAAUAAUGACAAUAGCACCCACCCCGACUGUAAUUCGAGGAAGUGCGGUGACUGAAUCCAACCACAAGUACAGCCACAAAGACAUGGACUACCUGGAGGUCCAGCCCUUCAUGGUGAGCUGGAAAAACAAGUUCCUGCAGUCCCAUACCUACAUAAAGUCCUUCAACAUUUACCUCAGCACCAUGCCAGGAGGGGAUGAUGUUUACAAAGUGGCGGCCAGUUUUCCCGGCACCAUCACCAGUUACAACUUCACAAGAUUCAGGCUCGACCCUCGCAUCAAAUACUACACUAACAUUGUGGCCUACAGCCUCUCCGGUCAGCACCACACCGAGUCAUCCGAUGGAUUUGUGAUCGACAAUGUUGUACCAGUGAUGGGGUCUGUGUACGACGGCACAGGAUCAGAACUUCACUGCCCUAUAUGCAGCUCCAGGAGAGGUAUACAUGACUUGGAGUACCAGAGUAGCCGCUCAAAGUUGGGGGCAACGUGGCACGGUUUUGUGGACCUUGACGCAGGAGUAAAGACCUAUUACUGGUGCGUGGGUACCACACAAAGCAAGACAGAGUGUUCCAUCAAAACGUGGGAGGCCGUAGGUCUUCGAACCGCCGUCAGCACCAACCUAUCAACAGCUCUUUCCCAUGGUUGGAGAGUUUACAAUAAGGUAUAUGCUGUUGAUGGUCUGGGACAGAAAUCCGACACUGCUGUGUCUGAUGGGGUCACCGUGGAUACGACCCCACCUUAUCCUGAGCAGUUGGUUCAUCUUGAUAAUAUUAAUGUGGCUGCCAAUCCAUCAUUUGAGAAUAGUGGUGGCCAUUCCAUACCCUGGGACAAAGUCAACAGUACAGACAUAUGUAAUGUCAAUUCCACACUCCUCCCAGACAUAUGGACCAGUGCCUGGGAUACGUGUGUGGCUGUUGUGUCAUCUGAUACAAACCUGGCCAAAGAUGGGAGAUCAAUGGUGAUUGUCCGAGGUAUGCUGUCCCAGGAUAUCAGUGGACUAGAAAUGAAAGGCCUGUACAGGAUUACCUUUGUCACGUCACACCUUCCUAGUGUGGAUUCUGUCAUCGCCAAUAAGGAAGGCUUUGUUGAAUUUGGCAAUCGCCAUGUCUUCCUCUUGUACACCAAGGCUUAUCGCCUUGACGACCACGGCAGUGACACAAGGGAGACAAUCUCGUGGCAUCUGCACACGUUUUACUUUGAGGUGACCAGCACUACAAUGACACUAAGCCUCGGCAGUUUGGAUCGGGGUACGGGAAUAUUGAUCGACGAUGUUCAGGUACAUCAUGUUACACGCAAUACUGGUGCCACAUCUGAUACAGUGAAUGCACAUGUGGUAUUUCUACAUGAAUGGGGGUCUAUACAUGGAUCCUGGAGCUUUCUUGAGGCAGAAAGCCACAUCACUGAGUACCUGUGGGCUAUAGGCUACAAGAAAGGAGGAACACAGGUGCAGGAUUUCCGCAGUGUUGGACAGCAGAGGUUUGCCUACAACAACACGGUCACCCUUGUACAUACAUCUGAGAUUUAUAUUACUGUGGUAGCUACCAGCACCUCGGGGCUGCAAAGCAUUGCCUAUUCUCCACCCAUCCUAGUAGAUCUCACCCCACCCAUCUUCACCGCCGUCAGUGAUGGUUCAGGUACAGGAACAACUGAGUUAGACUUGGACUCCUGGGAACAAGAUGAAGUCCUGGUCAACUGGCAAGUCCAUGACCCAGAGUCGGGGCUGGACUUCUGUGAAUGGGCCAUAGGUUAUCAGCCAUUUGGAAAUGAGUUACAAACUUUCACCAGGAUAGCUGACAAUGUGUUUACGGGACAGAUUCAGGAUGUUGGAUAUGCCAAUGUCGAAGGCAUGACUGUCUACUCCACGAUUCGCUGUCAGAACAAAGCUGGUGUCCAGUCUGUCAGCUCGUCCGAUGGUGUCCGUAUCUCCCGACUUAGUCCAGCAGUGGACAAUGUCCAGUUCAGUACAAUCGGACUGACGCAUACAGAGUUCUCGGCAGCCCCACACUUUCAGGCAGACACCACACAAGUUCGUCUCAAAUGGUCCGGCUUCAGAGACUCAGUCGGCAUUGAGGGCUUCAUAUUCAGAUUGGAUGAUAGGAGGUGGAAAAUGUUGGCCUAUGACCAGGAGGAGACCUAUGUGUGGAUACAUGGUUUGGAACUAUCGGAAGGCGAACAUGACCUUGACAUCUCGGCUGUGAACCUCCAGUACAGGACAAGCCCCAAAGUUACUGCAAACCUGACAGUGUUAACACACACUCCCACCACACACGUUAACACUCCACUGGAUGUGACCUGGGACGACACAAGACAGGAGUUAACAAUAGCAUGGGACAGUGUAUUUACAUCUACAUAUGAACUCUUCUACGAGGUGUCGGCUGGUAGCAACUUGGGCAGUGGUGACAUCGUCCAGUGGAUGGAGACCACGGCCUCUUCCAUGACACUGACCAUUCCAUCGGUCAUCACAAACCUUUCCAACCUUCGUAUAUAUGUGUCGGUCAGAGCGGUGACUCUCAGUGGCAAAUCAGCUGUUAAGUUGGGCAGUGUUCAGCUUCCAGCCUCAUAGUGACCAAGCACUUUCCUGUUUGCUGUAAAUACGCCCACUAACUCAUUCACCCCUGAAAACACAUUUGAACUCUUCGAAAUCAAGGGUCGGAAUAGUUCAUUAUAAAAUUUCACGGGUGAAUGAGUCUUCUGAAGAUCUUCUCGCAUCUGCAGGUCUUCAAUAUCAUAUCAAUACUAUGCAAAUGGAAUAAUUCCUGCUUAGUGUGACAUACUGGUAGACCGUUUCAUCAUUCUACAUUAAUUACAGAUAAGUUAAGCUCUCAUUCCUGUGAGCAUGUGAUGGAACUGUCCAGGGCAAGGAAAGGAUGAAAGAAAUUCCUUACACCAGAUUCCACAUGCAUGACUUCACAAUGGGACAGCAAUGCUGUGACGUCACAAAAUUUGGAACAUUCUGAUGCCGCAGUGUAGAAAUUGCUACCCUUUUUGUGGUUUCUGAGCUUAUUCUGGUGACUGGAAUGAGAGAAAAUACUCUUUUAUGCGUAGGAAAGGGUUUUACCCAAUUUGAAAACCUUCAGGUGGAAUUUUCCUGUCUUAUAGGCUAUAUCAACUAUGGUUUAGGAAUGUUUCCAUUUAUUCCUGAGUGAUAUCCUGUUAAAAAAGUACUAUACAAAUAUUUAUUAAGCAGUAAAGUUUUAAUGUUUUUGUCUACACAACAUUUACGCUGUUGAAGUUCUGUUCUCUUUAGCCUUCGUUGAUGUUGACCUCAUUAUCCUGUUGUGUCAGGCUUGUCACAAGUUGACUUGAUCAGUGCUUUUUCUUCCAAAAUUUAGCAGCAGCUUGUACCUACAUUGAUUGGGGAAAAUGUAGCGGGGAAGCAGUCUGUUUUUGGCUCUAAACCCAGGGCGCUGGGAGGGGGAGGGGGAGGGAGGGAUCUCUGAACCCCAUAGAUACGUGUCAAAUUUGUCAUUUCACAUAAUUAUAUGCUUUACAUGCUUCUGUUCUGUUGUCUUGUCUAGAUUUACGAUGUUUUUAUCAUUAUUCUAUUAACUAAUGAUAUGCUGUCAGACCUUACCAAUUGAGGCAUUAGCCGAUACAGAAAUGUUACAGAAUGUUACAGGAAACUGUGAUCUAUGGAAGACGAAAGUUUGUAUUAGAUUCGUCUAUAUCAGUUCUCCGUUAUCUAAUGAAAAGCUCGAGAUGUUAAAAUUCAUCUAAGAAAGGGGGCAAUAAAUUGAAGAAAGAUUUUCUGAAAAUACCAAUUGAAAUCUAUUAAGAUAUUCUUUAAAUUCUAAAAUAUUGUCUGGGGAAAAUGUUGAAAGAAAAAAUGACUUGUAGAAAAAAUAAGAAGGCUUCAAUAGUUACUUGGUAUUGUUACUAUUAAGGUCAUAGAUGACCCAAAAUGACUUUAUAAAUCGAUUAUAACAUAAAAUUGAUUACCAAUUCAAUAACCAAUAUAAUCUGUUCAUUAUUGCAUCAAAGUGUCAAAUGUAUCCACUGUAAAAUAUGCAUUGAAAGUUGAUUUUUACUAGUAUAUGAUUGACAAAACUGCGUGAAAGAUGCUUGACAUCCAUUCAUUAUAAAAAACCGAAACCUAAUGUAUAGUUUACAACUCUGUCUGUUGAUGUAACAGAAGCGCUCUCACUUUAUUUGGGUAUUCAGUCCCAUAAAAUUAUAUACCCAUUUUGCAAUCAAUCAUCAAAUGGUUUACUAUUUCCCUAUCACAAACCGAUUAUCAUUUAUAAUUUUAAACUGAUUGACCAUCACGACUGCUUCAAUACAUCAAGAUUUUGUUGUUUAAUUACGUAUUCACCACAACACCAAUGUAUAUAGAAUGGUAAUUUUAUGAUUUCUAUUUUUGAACACUAAGAUGUUGUUUAUCAUAAUUUUGAAAAUUUAUGUUUAAUAGAAAUCACGAUAUUUAAUGAGCUUCAUUUUUCGCCAAAAAUCUGGCUGCGGCCUGUUAACAUCAUUUUUUCAAAAAGGGCGUCUCAAAGUUUUCUUGUUCAAACAUUGUGAUACGUACUUUUCAGCUUUACUUACAUAAUUUGAUACUCAAGAUAGGGAUUGAAAUUGAAUUAUUAGGGACAACAUUUUGUUAUUCUGUGUAAAACAACUUCGCUAAAUCUGAAAGUAAUUGGACAAAAGUUCUUUUAAAUGAAGCUCUCUAAACUAGAAGACUUUUCAAUGAACAACUUUUUUUCUGUAAAAUCUGUCAACCCAUUGGACUUAUCUUCAUUUUAUGAAGAUCAAACAAUUUAUUAUGAGAGCUGUUUCACCAAUCCUUUUGGAAUCCCCUCCCCCCGCCAAAUGAUAUUGGGAACCAUGUAUCUUAACAUUUUAGCCCACCUUCAUCCAUGAUCUGUUCACCUGUCAAUAAGCAAUUCUUGUUAUUGCUAUUUCUGAGAAGGUACUGGAAGGAUUCUCAAACUUCACAUGAAGGUUACCAGUGGUCCUAAGUUAUGAAUAAAACAUUUUUGGACUGAUCAAAAAAGUAAGAUGGCUGACAGGUAUCCAUCUUUAAUUUUGAGAGAGAGGGACUGGAUAAUAGUACCUUUAAGGAAAAUGAAGAGCAAAGAAGGAAAAUAUAAUCUUUUGUAGAUAUGAUAAAGAUCCUUUGAUGGUGGGCAUCAAGAUCCUUCUAGGAAUCUUGUUUAUUUGAAUAUUUGUAAUAUAUUCAAUGUAGACCAAACUCUGUGAUAAUUAAUUAAGUUAUAUAUGGAUUCCGUCCAGUGUGAUUAUUUUUGAUAAUUGUUGUUGAAACUAUUGAUUUUUCGUAUUUAAUUGUUUUACAUUUUGAAAUAUAUUUCGCAAUUAAAUUUUGUCAUGUGAUCUUCAGCAAUCCAGCAUUGUGGCACUGUGAUUCUGUUCCUACAUUUAUAUCUAAAAGUCCAGUGGUGUACAAACUGCAUCGUCCAUGGCUUAUUUAUUUCAUGGAGCUUGAAUUUAUUACCAAAUUCCAUUGUUUUUAGUAAUACAGUUCUGAUAUAAUACUAGAAAGAUUUUUUGUGUAAAUGUAUGUUUCAACAUGAGAAAAAUUAUGUCUUUGUUGAUUUUAAAAAUAUCACUUCGUAAAAAGUUCCAUAUAUAUAUAGAUAUAUUUAUUUGAAUUAUUUUAUUUUUCGUGUACAUUGUUUACCUGUUUUCCAUAUUAGGGAUGGUAGAUACACCACAUCUGUUAACCCUUUCAACCCUCUGUAACUUUAGUAGACUCUACCAUGCAUUGAUAUGGGUGAGUCCAUUAUGAUCUGAAGUGGUGAAAGUGUUAAUGAGAUAGUAUAAUGAUACCCAUUUUCACCACAUCUUGGUUUAGAUUGUGAAAGUGGAAUAUAUUUUUCUGCAAAUAUACAUGUAGUUGCAAAUGAAUUUUCAAAGUGGAAGUAAUUAUAUAAAACAUGCUUGACAGAACUUAGGAAUAAUAAUAAUCACAUCCGAUUAUCUGAUUAUCUAUUUAUCCUCUUUCAAUAUUGAUUUCUUUCAUUUUUUGUCGCUCAGAAAGAUUAAGGAUUUACAAAUCUAAAUAGAAUAAGAAUGAAAAAUAAAAUAUGUUAAACCUGAUAACUACUGUUUUUAGAAAACCAGAUUUAGCUGUAGAAAGAUUAUAUUUGCAUUUCAAAAUGGUAGUUAGAUUUCAAAGAUAUGGAAAGGAGAGAAAUAAUCUGUAUUCUGAAAACAAAGCGUUUUAUCUAGAGGGAUAAACACAUGAAUGAAUGUAGAGAGAUUAAUGUGUCUUAGGUUUCUGUGUUGGAGAUAUCCUGUUUAGUUCUAUAUAUAGCAUUGGUGCUAUUCCACGCUGGUGUUGUCCCUAAUGUUUCUAAUAAACGUUUCUUUGUUAAGAAAGCUGUCAUGUGUACUUGUCUGAUUUAA